Molecule: messenger RNA, 1267 nt
Organism: Orycteropus afer afer
Lineage: Eukaryota; Metazoa; Chordata; Mammalia; Tubulidentata; Orycteropodidae
Product: zinc finger protein 345-like
Source: RefSeq, a predicted model, not a curated record
UCAUCCUUCAUCCCUCAUUUUACAUAAAAAGUUUCAUAUCAGAGAUAAGCCUUAUGAAUGUAAGGAAUGUGGUAAAGCCUUUAAUGAGGCCUCGUCCCUCAGUCAACAUACAAGAACUCACAGUGGAGAGAGGCCUUAUGAAUGUAAGGAAUGUGGGAAAGUCUUUAGUCAGCCCUCAAACCUCACUACACAUAUGCGAACUCACAAUGGAGAGAGGCCUUAUGAAUGUAAGGAGUGUGGGAAAGCCUUUAGUAGUUCCUCAGCCCUCACUACACACAUAAGAACUCACAGUGGAGAGAAACCUUAUGAAUGUAAGGAAUGUGGGAAAGCUUUUAGUCAGGCUGCACACCUCACUUCACAUAUAAAAACUCACAGUGGAGAGAGGCCUUAUGAAUGUAAAGAAUGUGGAAAAGUCUUUAGUUUUUCCUCAGCCCUCACUACACAUAAAAGAACUCACAGUGGAGAGAGGCCCUAUGAAUGUAAGGAAUGUGGGAAAGCCUUUAGUUGUUCCUCAGCCCUCACUACACACAUAAGAACUCACAGUGGAGAGAGGCCCUAUGAAUGUAUAGAAUGUGGGAAAGCUUUCAGUCGUUCAUCACACUUCACUAGACAUAUAAGGACUCACAGCGGAGAGAAGCCUUUUCAAUGUAAGGAAUGUGGAAAAGCCUUUAGUCGUUCCUCAUCUCUUACUCAACAUAUAAGAAGUCACAGUGGAGAGAGGCCUUAUGAAUGUAAGCAGUGUGGGAAAGUCUUCAGUUAUUCCUCUGCCCUCACUAUGCAUAAAAGAACUCACAGUGGAGAGAAACCUUAUGAAUGUAAGGAAUGUGGGAAAGCUUUCAGUUGUUUCUCAGGCCUCACUAGACAUAUUCGGACUCACAGUGGAGAGAGGCCCUAUGAAUGUAAGGAAUGUGGGAAAGCCUUUAGUCGUUCCUCAGCCCUCACUACCCAUAUAAGAACUCACAGUGGAGAGAGGCCUUAUGAAUGUAAGGAAUGUGGGAAAGCCUUUAGUCAGGCCUCAUCCCUCACUUCACAUAUGCGAACUCACAGUGGAGAGAGGCCUUAUGAAUGUAAAGAAUGUGGGAAAGUCUUUAGACAAGCCUCAAACCUUAGUACACAUAGAAGAAUUCACAGUGGAGAAAGGCCCUAUGAAUGUAAGGAAUGUGGGAAAGCCUUCAGUCAGGCUGCACACCUCACUUCACAUUUAAGAACUCACAGUGGAGAGACUACUCUGCGUCAAAAAUGGCAUGUUCCGUCCUUACUACUAUAA